This is a messenger RNA of Closterium sp. Naga37s-1, 1245 nucleotides long. Lineage: Eukaryota; Viridiplantae; Streptophyta; Zygnematophyceae; Desmidiales; Closteriaceae. The record is from the annotation of a GenBank genome assembly.
AUGGACGCUGCACAGGGGGGCCGCCAUACAAAUACCGAUGGAACGACGGCGAGGCCGGUACUGACGGAGGGUUUGGGGCGUGGAGGAGAGGUGACGGAGGAACGUGGGGCAUCGAGGGACGAGGCUGCUGCGGCUGGAGGGGCAGGGGAAAACGACGUAGUGGAGACUGAGCUGGUGGCUGUUGCGCUACCCUGGAUGGCGGUUGCAGUGGUGCCUGAGGUAGCUCCUGCUGCCGUGCCUGCAGCGGAGACGGCGGUCGGCCCGGUGCCUACUGGCGGUUCUGCCGCUGCCUUUGGCGGCGGCUCAACUUCAACCUCUGCCACCCCACGGGUUGCACAGCCGGAGGCUAGGGAGACGAGGCCGGGCGCGGAUCCGGAGCAGACCGAGGAGGUGGUGUUGUCCGUGUCACCAGCACCGGUAACGGCGGCUGUGCUGGCGGCGGUGGUGUCUGCUACGACUGGGGAGCAGGGCGGAGCCCCGGUGGCGGAAGGCGCGACGACUGCCAUUGCGUGCGCCGCAGCCGCAAACAGGCAGGAGCACGGCCAGGCGGAGGGUGAGAUUCCGGGACCCGCGAACGACGUUUCUUCUGGCGCUGUACGAGCGAAGUCGAAGAAGAAGCUGCGUGCCCAGCCAGCGCCGAGACGGCCCGGAGCAGGGCUGGGACCUGGCUCCCUGGGACCCCUCAUGGCCUGGCUUCUGCAAGGGCAACCGCCAUCGGAGCGAACGCAUCGGUCCGGCAGAAGGCGUUGCCACUCGUCACUCGGCUCGGCUGGGCACUAUCACGUGGGGUCCUCCAAGGGGAGGCCAUACGCCGUGGAUGACGGCGGGGAGAGCGGGACUAGAGGCCACGGCUUGAUCGGCGCUGGUGGUAGGCCGGGGUUUGCGCGGUAUGGGCCGCGGAAGGCGAGGGGGGGAGGGCGCGGGGGUGUCGCUCGUCUGGGGGGAGCUGAGAUCCAAGCACGUACAGGCCCUUGGCAGGAACGUCACGACCGCCCGGAGUGUUCGGAGGCUGUGGGCAAUGGGGACGAAGCCGGCUCUGCUGAGGAGAACGGGGAUCCAGAGUUGAUGUGUGGAGAGGAACCAGGCCCAGAGUCGGAAGAGGUUUCACUGGAAAACGAGGAGGAAGUAAGAAGAGGGCGGAAUCGAGCGAGAGGCGCCGGGGAGGGAGUGGACGGAGUAACAUCCCAGGCUGUGGGAGUGACUAACCAACGAAGUGAAAUCGCCAGCCACCCUGGUAGAGGAUGA